This is a messenger RNA of Xyrauchen texanus (razorback sucker), 1547 nucleotides long. RefSeq names its product cyclin G1 (gene ccng1). The coding region runs from base 184 to 1083 and encodes 299 amino acids. Gene Ontology annotation, molecular function: cyclin-dependent protein serine/threonine kinase regulator activity. Lineage: Eukaryota; Metazoa; Chordata; Actinopteri; Cypriniformes; Catostomidae. Gene Ontology annotation, biological process: mitotic cell cycle phase transition; regulation of cyclin-dependent protein serine/threonine kinase activity. The transcript is spliced from 6 exons. Gene Ontology annotation, cellular component: cytoplasm; cyclin-dependent protein kinase holoenzyme complex; nucleus. The record is from RefSeq and is a predicted model, not a curated record.
GAGUGCUAGUCAUUGCCUGACGCCAAGGGUUGGGGUGUGCAAGGGGCAGUAAAUAUACUUGCUUUAAACUUACAUACUUAAAACUUUAUUUCUUUUUUAAUUUUAUAUUGUAUUUUAUUUUUAAAACGUAAAGGUUUAUAUAUUAACACUAACAGCAAAUUCAAUCAACAAAUACACAGUAAGAUGAUUGACCAGGUUACUGGAGCAGUGGCUUUGCCCUUUGCAGUCCAGCUCAAAGCUCUUCUGGAACAAGAGACCCGAUAUCAGCCCAAACUCAGUGGACUCCGACUCAUCGAGUCUGCUCAGGAUAAUGGCCUAAGGAUGACCAUCAAGUUGAGAGAUUUUGAAGUGAGAGAUCUUCUCUCCUUGACACGAUUCUUUGGUUUCUGUGCAGAGACAUUUUCCCUUGCUGUGAAUCUUCUAGAUCGAUUCCUGGCUGCGAUGAAGAUCCAGCCCAAGCACCUGUCUUGUGUUGGCCUUUGUUGCUUCUACAUUGCUGUGAAAACUUCAGAAGAGGAGAGAAAUGUGCCUUUGGCCAGUGACCUCAUCAGGAUCAGCCAGAACCGCUUCACUGUCCAUGACAUGAUGAGGAUGGAGAAGAUAAUUCUGGAGAAACUUUACUGGAAGGUUAAGGCUCCAACAGCACUUCACUUCCUCCGAUUUUUUCACUCUCACAUUCAAGAACAGUUGGAUACAGAAAGUAAGAGGAUUCUGAACAUUGAGAGGCUUGAGGCUCAGUUGAAGGCUUGUCAUUGCUCCUUUGCUUUCACUAAAAUUAAGCCUUCGCUACUUGCUCUGUCACUGCUAGCUCUGGAGAUCCAGGAAGAGCAUGAAUGUGAAGCUGUUCCUGCUCUGAAAGAAGCACUAGAUGGUCUGCAGGAGAUUUUGAGUGUAAAAGAUGGAGACUUGGUUUGUGUGAGAGAAGUUGUUGCUAAGUGCCUAGUUGAAUAUGCCACCACCAAGUGCAUGAAGCCAAAUGGCCAAAGACUGCGAUGGAUCAUUUCGGGUAGAACUGCACGGCAGCUGAAGCACAGCUACUACAAGAUUACCCAUCUACCCACAAUUCCCGAAUAUGCCUGUUAAGAUGGUUGGUGUUGGGUGCCCAUAACUUGGAUAUGCUGCUUUGUUGCUGAAUUUCAUUGAUCACAAAUCAUUGAUUAUGUGAAUGUAUUGGUACCUUUAAUCCUUGUUGUGGGCACCCAAAACUAAUUUUUCAGAGAGUUUUUAUAUCUCUAAGCCCCAAUCUUUAUGUUCUGUUAUACCUGCCAUGGAAGUAUUUUAGAUCCGUACUGACUCCAAUUUGGAGGUUUCUAGUCAAGGGUGGGUUUCAGCAAGUUGUACAGUAUGUUCAUUUUGAAUUGGUGCAAGAAGCGCUGGUUGUUUAAAGCAAUGAAGUAUAGAACCGCCUAGGUCCUCAGUCCACUGUGUGGAAGAGGAGGGAGAAGGGUUUUGUGAAUCAAGAUGACAACGGAACCAAGAGAUCAGGCCCAAAACCCUUAAACUCCCACCCUAGGUUGUAAACUGUAGUAAUGCACACUCCUACCCAA